Messenger RNA from Nothobranchius furzeri (turquoise killifish), 13809 nucleotides. It is a transcript of the gene spen, whose product is annotated as spen family transcriptional repressor. Gene Ontology annotation, molecular function: mRNA binding. Gene Ontology annotation, cellular component: nucleus. NCBI's taxonomy places the organism in Eukaryota, Metazoa, Chordata, Actinopteri, Cyprinodontiformes, Nothobranchiidae. The record is from RefSeq and is a predicted model, not a curated record. Gene Ontology annotation, biological process: regulation of transcription by RNA polymerase II.
AGAAAUGUUCUCUGAAGGCAGGGCACACCAUGGUUUGUGGUAAAUGCCUCACCCCAAGCGUCUUUCCACCAUCUAAUCAUUCACUUAUUUGGGGGUUAAAGAGCAGAAAUUAAAUCCUACAGGGAUCCUCUCUAAGGUUCUCAAAGUUUAUGAUUAGGAACUGAUACGUUUAAUAAAUGAGAGCAUGUCUUAUCAUGAAUGGUCAGUGGUGUAAAAGGCUUUUGGGGAUUACGUUCGUGAUCCCAAACAUCACCGUGAGGUGGAUGUCCCAAAUAUGGAGAACAUGGGGCAAAGAUUGGAUAUCGCAGAAAUUUCCCAGGAUUAUUGGAGAUUGCUGGAGAGAGAGAAAAAAGAGAGGAAGGGAGUUAAAGAGAAAGAGAGAGAGUGGUCCAGCUGCCAUCCCUGGGAUUUCCCUAAUCUGGAGUUACAUGCCCUGUUGGAUGGAUUAAUGUCACCCAUUUUUUCCUCAUGUAACAAACCAACCAAGACACACAUUUCAUGUAUGACACCAGUGUUUGGAUUAGUCUGAUCUGGUUUGUGUUGUGUGCACCUCAACGAGGGUGCUCACUUUGCUCGUUGGUUGGAGUUAUGCGGAUACCCUACACAGGAUAUUUAUUCCCCACUGUUGGAUUAACAAUGGCCAGACGUGUGAAGAAUAUGCUACUAUGUAAAGGUAUGGGUCGCUUUUUUAUUUGAUUACUUUUUGUUUGAUUUUGGGAUUAUAUCAGGGCAAAUUGAGCAUUGGGAGACAUCUACUGAUGAUUCUUUUCAGUAGAGACUUGAAAAACAAGUGAGCAAAGGACUUUUUCCAUUUUUAUUUGUCCCCUGCUUUAUUUUUGUGGAGAUUAUUCUUAUUUUGUCAAAGCUGAGGCUAAGCAUGGACUGCAUUUGGAUCGUACAAAUCUAAGAAGCAUGCCGGAAAUUGGGACUGGAAGGUUUAAACCAUCUUUCUAAUGGAGAUAGCCAACCUCUUGUUUGUGGAUUAAUGCAUCCAAUCCUCAAUGUGGAACUAUAACUAAACCAUGGAUACAAUUAAAGAACCAGAGAACUAAAUUGGACUUGAGCACUACAUUUUUAAUGACUCAACCCAAGGGUCUUAACUGUGAAAGAAGAGAUGGAUUGCCAACAGCCAUGAUAAAGAAUUACAUUCUCCUUGGAAUGAAAGCAACGCUUCUUUGUUAAAAAAAAAACUGGAUUACUCUUACAGAACAUCUUUACUCCUGAUGUACUCUGGUCAAAUUUUUUAAAAUGUAUUUUGCUGCACAAAAGGAGUUCGACUACUUCAUGACAGUGGACGUUCAGGACUUCUCCAAAGAGGGUGCAAGACCUUUUUUUUUAGCGUCAACCUUUUUUUGAGGAUUUUACUUUAUUAAAGAUGAGCUCCUGGAUUUCAGUACUUUAUUGGACUUGAAUGCAACACCCUUUUCUGCUCAACAUGUGUCCAAAUGGGUACAUUAAUUAGGACAUUUUCCAGCCAAUGAAACAGUUGGAUUCAUGUUUAUUUGUAAUUCUACAAUGGACAGUCCAGCUGGUCUGACACGAAGUCCCUGACAUGAAGAUGAGGAUUAUACUUUGAAACCUAAACAUUUGUUCUCCAGAUUAUUUUUUCUCCUCCACUCAACAUUUUUUGUCCAGUUUUUGCUCACAAAGUUCAAUCUCCCUAAAUUGUAUUUGGAAUUAUAUGUCAACUUACCACUCUCUCAAAAGGACUGCUGAAAGUCGGGAUAGGGCAUAUGAUCACGGUGCCUAUGGACAUCACGAGCGUCCUGGUAGCAGCUUUGACCGUCAGAGGCACUAUGAAGCAGACUAUUAUCGUGAUGCAAGGGAGAGGACUCUAAGCAGCGCUGGAAGUGGGUCUGGCACCUCCAGUGGAAGUACAACGGUGCCCUCAGGAGUCAGUGGAACUAUAGUUAGCGCUGUUGCUGGGACUGCUGGAGCUGGUGGAUCAGCUGGUGCACCGACAGGAGGCAGCGGAGGAUCGGCAACCAGCGGGGUUGGUUUCUUUCGCUCCCACAGCAGGAGCCCAUGUCGCUUUGAGACUCCAGAACCUCGCUACGAGUCUCGCACCAGAGAACCAUUUACCCUGGCCAGUGUGGUUCACAGGGACCUUUACCGGGAAGACCGAGGACGGCGCGGGGACAGGUCGUACCGCCAAAGCCAUAGCCGCUCUCCACAUUCGACACAUUCUCGAAACCCCUCUCCUCAGAGACUGGUGAGUCAGGCUACCCGUCACCCUUGCUCCCACAGCGGGUCCGGCUCCCGUAGCCGCUCCUCCAGUUCGGACUCGGCCAGCAGUACCAGCAGCAGCACAAGUGGCAGUGAUUCAAGCAGUAGCUCGAGCGAUGACUCUCCAGCACGGUCAGUGCAGUCUGCUGCUGUCCCUGCACCCUCAGCUCUUCCUUUAUCUUCCUUUGACAAGGACGAACCGCGCAAAAGCUUUGGCAUUAAGGUCCAAAAUCUUCCUGUGCGCUCCACAGAUACCAGCCUAAAGGAUGGUUUGUUUCAUGAAUUUAAAAAACAUGGAAAAGUCACAUCAGUUCAAAUUCAUGGAGCUUCAGAGGAGCGCUAUGGGCUUGUCUUUUUCCGCCAACAAGAAGACCAAGAGAAAGCACUUGGAGCGUCAAAAGGGAAACUUUUUUUUGGAAUGCAAAUUGAUGUCACAGCCUGGAAUGGCCCAGAGACAGAAAGUGAAAAUGAGUUCCGACCCUUGGAUGAGAGGAUCGACGAGUUUCAUCCUAAAGCUACACGGACAUUAUUCAUUGGUAACCUGGAGAAGACCACUACUUACCAUGACCUGCUAAACAUCUUUGAACGCUUCGGGGAAAUUGUAGAUAUUGACAUUAAGAAGGCAAAUGGAGCACCACAGUAUGCCUUUCUACAAUACUGCGACAUUGCUAGUGUCUGCAAGGCCAUAAAGAAGAUGGAUGGGGAGUAUCUUGGCAACAACAGAUUAAAGCUGGGCUUUGGAAAGAGUAUGCCAACAACGUGUGUUUGGUUAGAUGGAUUAUCAUCUAACACGACAGGGCAGUUUCUUACUCGUCAUUUCUGUCGCUAUGGACAUGUUGUCAAGGUUGUAUUUGACAGGAUAAAAGGAAUGGCCCUUAUUCUGUAUAACAACAUUGAAUAUGCACAAGCUGCAGUGAAAGACACAAAAGGGUGGAAGAUAGGUGGCAGUAAAAUUAAGGUUGACUUUGCAAAUCAGGAAAGUCAGAUGACUUUUUAUCGUUCAAUGCAGGCAUCUGGGCAAGAUAUGAGAGACUUUUAUGACUUUCUCUCAGAAGGAAGGGAAGAUCGGCGAAACCAGUAUGAGUUUCAAGCUGAAAGACAGUAUUAUGAGAAUGUGCGAACAUCUGGAACAUUUACCGAAGAUCCACGACGUAAAUACCCUGCAAGAAGUCGAGAGUUUUAUGCUGAUUGGGACCCAUAUCAGGGAGAUUACUAUGACCCACAGUACUUUGAAGACCCUCGAGAAUACAGAGAAUACAGAGCUGACCCUUAUGAGCAGGACAUUCGUAAAUACAGCUACUUGCAACGGGAACGUGAACGAGAAAGGGAGCGCUUUGAAACCGAUCGUGGACGAGAUCAUGGAAGAAGGACCAUUGAGCGGAGCCAAAGUCCAUCUCACAUUUCCACUCGUCGUCCUGUCAGCCCCACCGCAUCUCCGUCACUUUCUGAGAGAAUACCAAGUGAUUCAGACCGCCGAAUUUGUUGUCAGUCAUCUGAAAGAAGUGGAAGUUGCAGUUCAAUUUCCCCCCCCAGGUUUGAAAAACUCGAAAAAGCUCGCUCGGAAAGAUUUGUUAAAGCUGAAAAUCUUGACAAAGAUCGAAGUUUUGAGAUUGAAAGGGGGAAUCUGGUGGAAAAGGAGAAGAGAACCAGCCGGAAAGAGAAAGAAAAACAGAGGCUUAAGAAGCUCAAAGUUACAUCACCCACUCUCCAGACAUGUGAGACAGAACCUGAACUUGAAAGAGAUGCUAGUCCAGAGGCUGUUCAGCGAGGUAAGGCUAGUAAAAUUCCAAAGGAAAUUUUGAAAGGAAGGCUUGACCUUCUGCCUUGUGUUGUUCAGUUAACACGAGUUAAAGAAAAAGAAGGAAAACUGAUCGGUCAUGUCUUUCAAGAAAAACAAAUACCAAGAGGUGACAGUCCUAGACUGGCAUCACCUACAGCCGACCAGAGGAGCCCUUCAUUCCGCUCUGAAUCAAUGAAAGUUGACAAGCAUGGAAAGAUGCCAAGAGAUAAAAAUAUGCACAAUUCAUCUGAGAUUGCUGAAAAAGAUGGUAAAAUCAAAUCCAAAAAGCAUGUGAAAUCUGAUAUUGAAUUUGAAAAUACCGUUUCUGUGGAAGUUGAUCGUUUAGCUGCAAGAAAAAGGCGCUUUGAAGAUUUUGGAAGAACGGAUCGACAAAAAAGAGCAAAUGAAGAGGACUCCGGUAGACCUGGACUCUACAAACUCUGCAACAAUACAAAAGAGACAGACGCAGAAAAAAGCCUUUUGAUAAGAGGAAUACAUAAAAAGGAACACCACAGAGAAAAAUAUAUCCGAAUGGCUUUGAUUAUUAGUCCCAAAGAUGGACGAGACAGUGAAAACAACUCUAUAGAUCUUCCUUUAGAGGGACAGUCUCAUAAUGAAGAGCUACAAGAAGAUCUUACAGCCCAGAUGAAGUCUCCCGUUAUUAAAAUGGAUUUGGAAGGCUCAAAAAGUGAAAAUGGCUCCAAUUUGCCAAAUAUUUUAGAUGACACCAACCUUGAUAUGGAGGAAUUAAAAGAACAAAAUCAGAUUUUGUCUGAAAAUGAAUGUGGGAGAGGAAAGUGCAAAGACUUUGAAGAAGAUGACCACUUAAUGAGCCUCAUCCAAUCCAACAAAAUGGAAAAGAAUCAGUGGCUCCCGUCAAAACUUGCUGAUACUGAUAAAUUGAUCAAAUCACCAAAUCAUGAAGGUGCUGAUUUUGAAAAGGAGUACAUCAUGCGUGAUGUUGGGAAACCUUUUCAAGAUAUGACUGGUGAUGACUUCUCUUUUAAAAAGAGAGUCAAACUGGAAAGUUUUGACUUUGAGUUAAUUAAAGGAAAACAAGACUUUGCUCGUUCCCAAAAAUUGAAUGAUGACAUCUACAAUUUACCUUCCAUCAUAGGAGCUGGUCAGUUUUCUGAAAAUGAGGAUGAUGAAACAGCCCAUGUUUCUUUAUCAGUCACCAAGAAGGAAAGAAAAUCCUCUCCAGCAACAGACGAAAGAUUUUCUCACACAGAAUCAAUCAAAAAUAGUUUGGGCCUGACAACCAAACAUUUUACGCCGUCUAAACAUGAGGUCCAAAAACAAAAAUCAUCCUUGCUAAGAUUUGAUGAUGAGUUAAUGCAGCAUUGGGAACAGCAGAUUAAGUCUGAUUCUUCUAGAAUGGAAAUCAAUUUCUCAACUGAUAUUUCAAAACGUGAAAGCAUCCGCAAACGCCUUAGCCAGGAUUUGGAACCUGGAGAGGUCCAGUCUGAUUCAGACGAUGAUGGAGAAAACAAGCACAUCUCUCCCAAAUCGAGCAGUUCCUUGUCUUAUAUUCUCAGGGGUUGUGAUGAGAGGAUGACAAAGCUUUCAAGCUCCUUGGAGAAAAAUAAAUUUUACUCAUUUGCUUUAGACAAAACAAUAACCCCUGAUACAAAAGCACUCCUUGAAAGAGCCAAGACUUUGUAUUCCUCCAGGGAGGAUAAUUGGUCUUUUCUCCCCUCACGCUUUCCAGCAUCCCACGGUUGUUCUGAUAAGGACAAGGCAGCGUUAGCACCUCGACCAAUUCCUUCUUGGUAUUUGAAAAAGAAAAAGAUUCGUACUAACUCUGAUGAAAAGUUACAUGAUAAAAAGGAGGAACUUAAGCCACAGGAGCAAGAACGCCAGGAAUUAUUUGCUUCGCGUUUUCUGCAUAGUUCAAUCUUUGAACAGGAUUCACGGCGAUUGCAGCAUCUUGAGCGGAAGGACCCAGAUUUAGAGACCGGAAGCAACAGGCCAUUUACCAAACCCGGCAACAUUGAUGCACAUCCUGAGUCUGGAACAGCCGAUUUUCCACAAGAGCCCAUAGUGCUUUUUCAUAGUCGGUUUUUGGAGCUUCAGCAACAAAAAGACAAGGACCAUACCUCAUCAGAGGCUGAGAAUGAUUCGUUAGAAGUGGAAAUUAAAAGACGUGAAAUUUGUAACUGUGAUGAUGAGAUUUCUGAUAAGGAAUCAGAGCCAGCAUUAAAGGCAAAUGAGAAAUCUGCCAGCCCCCCCGUAACAGUUUCAUCAUUUGUGCCUUCUCCCAAAGAAACCUCUAUACCUGAAAAGAAGGACAAUGUAAAUACAUUUUCAGAUCCUCCAGUCACUUUUGUCAAAGAUGAAGUUGAGCCAGUCCUUGAGGGACCCCCACCUGAUUCCCUUCCAAUGGAAGAUCUUGAGUCAUCAUCUCCCUCUAAGGUACUUUUACUCCCUACACCCACAAUUUCAGAAGUUGAAAUCAAAACAGACACAAAGGCAGAGGUUACUGAACCCAAAACCAAGUUUGAUGAUAGUUUGAUGAUGGACCAUGAUCCUAUUGUGGAAGAAAGCUCUCUCGUUUCUCCUGGUUUGCAAAGUGCUUUCAAAAGAGAGCAAGCAGAAUUAGCUGACUCGAACUGUUCACCAAUUGAAGAAAAACCUGAAGUGAUUAAGUUGGAGCCUAAUGUUGAAAACCAGGAAACAAAACACCACGAGGAACCACAGAAAACAGAGACAGAUAGUGAGCCAUGCAUGCCAGAACUGGAAGCUGAAGUUAAACCAUUACCUGCCCGCAGAAAACCAAAGGGUAAAAGGGCAAAGUCAUUGUCUGUUUUGCGUGCUACACAACCAGCUCACAUCGUCAGCAGCAAAAAGCCUGCAACACGAAAGAGUGAACGGAUUGAUAAAGAGAAACUCAAAAGAGCAUCAUCUCCAAGAGGAGAAGCACCCAAGCUGUUACUUGAGUCUAAAACCACAUCCAAGUCUCCAGUACAUGCGUCAGAUUCGGAACAAAUUGUUGAGUCAAGUUUAAUUUACGGGAGAACACGGAGGAGGAAUGUAAGGUCAGUCUAUGCCACACUACAUGAAGAUGAACAAGCUGGAAAAGAGGUUACAGAGUCAUCACGCUGCACACGGAAACGUGGCGCUGACAAAGAGCAAAUACUCCAAGAUGUUCAAAUUCCUACCAUUGCUAGGCGGGGACGUCCUCCUAAAAGAGGUGUAAAAAGAGCAGAAGAUAUGUCCCUUCCAAAAGGGGAUAAGAAGAAGAUGACUGAAGUAGACACAGAUGUUAGAGACACAUCGAGUACAGUGGAAGUUGUGAAAGCCUCAGAGGGAUGGCGUUCACCUCGUACACAAAAACUCCAACAAACACUAGUAACUUCACCAACGCUUGUAAACAAAAAAGGGGGUAGAAUGGACAAAUUGUCUGCUAGCAAAAUAGUGUUAGCUGAUCAGGCUGAUUCUGCUAGUAAUGAGGACUCAGACCUUAAACCUAACACUGAUUCUGAACCAUUUGGCAAGUCAUUAGAUAAGGCAGAAAACGCAAAUACAAAAGUACUCAGAAAAGAAAAUGAUUUAAAAGAGAAUGAUGAAAAACUACCUGAGGAGAACAUUGAAAAAAGAGACACCAGCUCCUUCAGACAGCAGACUGAAAAAAGUAUUAAAACCAAAUCACCAAGGUUCAAACGAAAUUCCAAGCAGGUCACUGAAGAAAAAUCCCACAGUUUAAAAAAUCUAGAAAUUAGGGUUAGUGUUGAUGAUGUAAAAGGUUUACUUCGUUCUGAACAUGUUGAGUCUGAGAGUUUUGAAGCUAACGCUGUUACAAAAACUAAGAUGGUUGUACAAGAGAAUGUGGAAACACAGAUUGCAGACUUUCCAAAAGACACCAAAGAACUUGGUCUACAGGAAAAUGAAGACACAUUAUCGGAACCAGAACUUCCUGCCGAUCCUGUUGCUGUUCUUUUAGCACGACAGAAGGAGCUUGAGCAAGCGGUUGAAAAUAUUGCCAAACUCACAGCUGACCAACAUUCUCGACCCUAUAAAGAACCCCCACCUGGGCAACCUGCUGUAUUGCCUCCUGCUGUAGUGGAACCAGAAGUUGAAGUGGAAGAGGAAAAGCGGGCUAAUCCUGCAAGUGAAACUGAACUAGCUGCUGCUAUUGAUUCUAUUACAGCUGAAGACACCUGUGGGGAUGCAGAUGGGUUCCCAACUCCACCGACUUACACUGCACUUAUUCCUACCCCUGAGUCUGUAAUAUCCUCUACUUCGUCCUCAAAUGACAUUAUGGAACCUGAAACACAUAUGGUGAUCAAUAAUAUUCUUGCUGGAAAUUUAGAUGAAGAUUCUCAGACAAGCCCAAAAGGGUCAAUGUUGGAGUCUAAAUUAGAUGACGAUCCCAUUCCACUUGAAACACCUAAGAAAGCAGUUAAAGUUAGAGCCAAAACUCCAAAGAAGUCCAGAAAUCGUAAAAGUGCCAUUAUCAGAAAAGGGGAUACUGAUGAUGAGGCCUCUCAGUCUGAGCACUCGCCCGUCAAGUUUCCCGAGUCAAUCCCAGAUGAUCCAGAAACCACUGAUUCUAAAGCAGCUACUGUUACAGCUGGAAUGACAGCAGUAGCUUCUGUUGUUACAGCUGUUGCAACUUGUAGACGGGAUGUUACAAGUGCUAUGACUGUAGACAACCCCAAAGAGGCAGAACAGCCUGAAGUAGAACAACCUGUACCUAAAGAAUCUGCUUUUCAUUUAAGUACCAACAACAACUCUGACUUGAAAAAGCAACUCCAAACAGCAAAGCCAAGUACUCCAACCAUCAUCUCUGCUCAUCCAUCCCCAGUGUCCCAAUUCAGCCUACCGCUGCUGCGACCGGCCAAAAUGCCACUUUCACCUAACUGGUCACAGAGGUCUGAAGAAAGCAGAAUUUAUGCUAAUGCUCCAUGCCAUGUCACAGUGGUAACUCCCACUGUCACUCCAUCAACCACUCUUGGAAACCCUUCAUCAAAUCCCCCAAUGCCCCCUGACACCAAGGCCUCUGAUAUUGAUUCCAGUUCCAGUACUCUGAGGAAAAUCUUAAUGGAACCCAAGUAUGUAUCUGCAUCAAACAGCAAUUCUACACCUAGCACUAUAGUCACAUCUGCCCUGUCAGAUCUUUCACGGACAUCAGAGAAUGAAAAUCCUACCAAAACCAGUAGUUCAAGACUGCAACAUUCUGAACAGCGUCCACCAUUAAUACCUCAGCCUGUACACCAUAAACCAUCUCCACUGACUGAAUCCCAACAGAAUUGUGGAGAAAAGACACAGCAUACAGUUAUUUCUCCUGCUACCUCAGUAAUAAGUCGAAUUCCAAUGCCUUAUGAUACAGAGGAAACACCACGGAUUACUCUAAGCAACAGAAGCAUUGGCCCGCUCAUUCCAAAACAAAAAUUUAGAUUAAACUCAAAUGAGAAUAACCGCUGCCAUGGUGUAGAUAUUGUAGAAGAUGGCGCAAGAGGGCGCUCAAUUGUUGAACCCACUCCUUACCAUUCAGGUUCUAGUCCUGGACUAAGGGUCAAUACAUCUGAGGGUGUCGUUGUUUUGAGUUAUUCUGGUCAGAAAACUGAAGGGCCACAUAGGAUGAGAGCCAAAAUCAGUCAGAUUCCUCAGGCUAGUGCUGGUGAUAUAGAGUUUCAGCAAUCUGUGUCCAAAUCUCAGAUAAAGCAAGAACCGCUCAUCUCAUCAUCCCAUUCGCCUACACCUAAAGUUGCACCAACUCCUACAGGUUAUGGGCACACUGGGGUCCUUUUGACUGGCCAAUCCUAUAAUGCUCAGCCUGUAAUUUCUAGCAUCAAACAGGAAGUUAUUGGCUGUGACAAAUCAGAAGCUCCAUAUCAUACAUCUUCUCAGGGUGUGGUAAAGAUGUUCCAGCCACCAGUUAGUUCCCCUCAAGUUUUAAUGUACAACCAAGCUGUUAUUCAGCAACAGCAUAGCAAGAGAGGACUGGUGACAGACCCAUUGCCUAAAAAAAUGGACAUGAGUAAUACUGUUCAGCAGUCUAACCUAAGCCCAGUCAUUAGUCCACACCAUCCAUCGAUAUCUGGAACGUGUAUGAGUCCUAGCCCUGGAAUCACAAAUGAUCGGUCAACGCUGCACCUCAAGCAAGAAUCCCAGUCUCCACGAACAGCCGGCCAUGCUUCCUUACCCUUUGUCAAAAACUGUCCACCAAGCAGCUCACCCAUCGGAAUUUCUGUUCUCAGUCACAGCAUGCCACCAAUGCCCACGUACCAUUCCAGUUUGCAUCACUCACAUCCAGAGCAGUCCUCUGUCAUAAUUCAGCCUCACAGUGUCACUCAGUCAAUGGUGCAUGAGGCCAGAAUGAACAACCCACCUAUAUCUGGACUAAACUACCGAAGACGUGGAGACUCCCUGUCCUCUCCACAUCAGGGGUCUGCAAAAUGCUCCAGCGCACCGCAGCCUAAUGUCAUUCGAGAUAUCAUACUGCAGUCUCGUUCGAGUCCCCAAACUUCAGUGUCAGGUGGUGGUGGCGGUGGUGGCAACGUUGCAAGUGAAGAGGAACCUAAACAUUUUAACCAUGCUCUCGGUAGACCUUCAGUUCCCCAUCUUCAUUCAGAUGCAAUGAGGGUUCACGGUGAUCCCAGAGGACUUCAUCCAAGCAUGCGUAUGGAUCAGUACAGAGACAUGCACCAACGCAUACUCAUGCACCAGCAACUAGGAGAACAAGCUGCUUUGGAAGCAAGACAGUCCCGCAACUCAGAGACUCCAGCAACAUCUUCAAGCAACAUCUCUGGACCUUCAAAAAGUCCUGUAAUGGGAAAGAGCAUUGAGCUUUCUGCAAAUGAGCCUCUCAAACCUCUUGAAGGAAAGCUAAUGCAUCCAACAAACAGUGAAAGUAGAAUAAGAGUAUCUGCAUCUAGUCCCAUCAUUAUGCCUUCUCACCCUCAUGGGGUUCAGCUGAUGCAUCCAGGAGGAGCAGGCUCCUUCCCAGUAUACCGGGACAUACGGGGUUUCCCAUCCCAGUUUUCAGGACACAACCUGACUAACCCGGGAAUUGCAUCUUCAAAGAUCCAGCAGGAACAGGAUCUGGGUAAUAGAGGAAAAAUGUCUCAGUCACAUGUCGGAGGAAGUGAUUCCACCGCUGAGAGUUCCCAUCAUCACCAUGCUACCUCUUCAGAGCCAUCCCACAUUUCUCGAAUCACAGGUGAAACGGUCUCGCCUUCAUACCAGUCUCCUUUGAUGUCCCCAAUGGGCCUCAAUCACAAGCCUGAUCUAUCUCUACAAAAAGGCCCCUCAGCAUUCCUUCUUACUCCACCUCCAACAGCAACACCAUCAAGUUCACAGCAGCCACGACACGAUAUGAAGCUGGAACAUUCAGGACACCGGCCGGUUGACAUGGUGCAGCUUUUAACGAAAUAUCCUAUAGUAUGGCAAGGUCUCCUGGCACUGAAGAAUGACCAGGCUGCCGUCCAGUUGCACUUUGUUUCUGGCAACACCAUGCUGGCUCAGCGUUCCCUGCCGCCUCCAGAAGGAGGUUCUCUUCUCCGUAUUGUCCAGAGGAUGAGGCUUGAGGCUUCCCAGUUGGACAGCGUAGCGCGCAGAAUGACCAUGGAAAAUGACUACUGUUUGCUACUGGCUCUGCCCUGUGGCAGAGACAAAGAAGAUGUCCUUGGUCAAACAAAAGCCUUGAAAAGUGGCUUCAUCACCUACCUGCAAGCCAAACAGGCAGCUGGCAUUAUCAAUGUGCCCAACCCUGGCUCUAACCAGCCAGCUUAUGUGGUGCAAAUUUUCCCACCGUGUGAAUUCUCGGAGAGCCAUCUGUUGCGUCUGGCCCCCGACCUUCUCAACAGCGUCUCCAGCAUUUCGCCUCACCUCAUGAUUGUCAUUGCUUCUGUUUGAUUACCUCUGUUUUGGUCCUAAACAAAGCCAACACCAGCCCUUUUGAAAUCUACCAGUUAGAAAACUGGAAUUGCCUCAUUUUUACGAGUUUUACUUUAGAAGUUCUCAUUUGUCUUGGACUCACCUUUCGUCUUUCACAUCACCAAGUCCUUAAAUCACCCAGUGAUGAAGAUUUCCAAAAACUCUUUCUAAACAGGAUGUGAAAACUCAGUUGGGGAUUUUUGAUGAUUGUUGCAGAUUGCAUUUGUUUUUGUUUUGUUUACUGGAGGUGUUGUGCAUAACUUUUUAUAACUCAUAACAUUCAUGAAGCUGUGGAUGAAGACAUUCUGAUGGGAUAUUUUUUACCUUCAUAAAAGUGUUUGUUAUUCUUUUUUCCUUUUUGUUAAAAAAAGACUAUGUGAAAAGUCAUUGCACUAUGUUAAGAAAUAAUCCUGAACUCUGUACAGAUUUGAGUAUAAAUUAAGACAUGUCAUGGAUUUAUUCUAGUGAUCACUCACGCGUGUGCUAAAGAAAUUGUAUUGUCUUUAAAAGGAUAGAAAUGCAUUUCAGCUUCAUCAAUCAUAUCGCUUGUCCUGCUUCACCUUUUGCAAAGUUCCACGCCAUCCUUGGAUACGGUCGUGAAUCGUUCCCCUACCCAGGAACCUCCUGAUGGGACUUUCAAGAGUUUACCCUCAACGCCUCAAAAGGGGAUGGAAAAAUAUUAUUUGAUUUGUUGUUUUUUAUUUGCAUUUUCCUUAAGCCUAUUGUGAAAUUGUAAAUAUUAUAAAUAUUGAAAGACUGAAGCAAAAUGGAGAGACCAAGCAGAUUAUUUUAGAAGACAAAUCAUGAAACUUAUUUCUUUAUACUUGUUCUUUAUGUUUUUCUCAGUUUUUAUUUAUUGCUUUGUUUACUUUUACUUUGAACCGAGAAGAAUGUGGAAUUGUGGCAGGAAAAAUUGCAAGAUAAUAAUUUUUUUUGUGCCAAAUUGUCUUUUGCAAAAGCUCAACAUGUGCAAGUUUGUUAAACUACAUGCAAUCAGAACCUAUUUUCAUAUUGUGUCAUUUCCAUUCAAAAGGCAGACUUCAAGUCUUUGUUGUUUACCAACAUAAUUCUGUGUCUACAGAUUUUUUUACAUAAUGAUUUUUUUUAAAGAAUUUUUAUAUUGUGAAGGGGGUGCAUUUUUGUUCCUGUUUCCUGUUGUCAUUGCCACUCGUGGUACCAUACUGCCCCCUGUCGUCUGAUUUUUAUUUUGUACUGAAAACUUGCAUACUUAGUAAAUCAAUCAUGCCACUACUUGGUAUCAGAUGUUAAAGCAGCAUGUUUUAUUUUGAAAUCCUAAAAAGUAAAGUAGGAUCACAAAGGUAAAAAAAUGUGACUUAAACUUGACAUCAGGCCGCUAAUGGAUGUGCUGAUUAUUUGUCUCCAUCAUUUCCUUUAACUUUCCUCGAGCCAAGCUGUAAAUACUGACAUCCUUGAAAUGUCAUCUUGUGUAUUUUCCUCCUGUCUUUUAAUCUUAUUUUCCCAGGGUCCUUAUUUCUGUUUUCUGCAACAAAAAAAGCAGUCUUGACAAGAGACAGAAAACGAGGUGUGUGUGUGUGUGUGUGUGUGCGUGCGUGUGCGUGUGUGUGUGUGUGUGUGUGUGUGUGUGUGUGUCUGAGAGAGAGAGAGAGAGAGAGAAAAACCGAUGCUGAAAGUAAAAUCAUGCUUGUCAGUUUACUGGUGUAAAUAUUUCUGACUGCAAGCUGAAAACGCUCAUGGUGAUGUUGAAGGCACUUUUAAUUUUUGAUAUACGAAUGGGAAAAAAGAGGAAAAAGGUCUUUAAGCAGUGAUUCAUAUGAAAAAUGUUCUUUGAUCAAUCUUCAUUUUGAGUGUAUUUUGCUGUUCCUCCAUGAGGACAUUUUAAACUGUAACAUAAAUGGUUGUUUAACUUACUUCUGAAGAUCAUUAAAUGGUCCAUAACUCUG